AAAAUUUUUUAAGCUGAAAAGUUUUUUAUUAAAUUUUUUUUCAAAAGAAAAAAAAAACAAAAAGUUUGUGCGUGCGUUAAAGUCAACAACGGUAAUUUUUUCAAUUACUCUUUUACUCGGACUUCAAUAGAAGCGCGACUUUAGCAAUAAUAAGCGAAGAUACGAAACGACGCCUGAAAGUAGACAUACCAAAGCUGCCAAAGAUGUUCUCCAUGUGUUCCAAAGUGAAGCCACGAAACUCAACAGUGAAUACACAACAACCAACGGGCACUGUUGGGAAACAAAUCAAAGGAGGAUACUUGUUGCGAUACAAAAAACAAUUGCUAUGGAAUCGUUGGGCCGAGGAAUGGGUGGUGUUAUACGACGACUCGACAAUGGCUUGGUUUACGGAACCGGGCAGAUCAUCGCCGGCUGGUAAAAUUCUAGUUAAAGAAGCACCCGAAAUGUUAGCCAUUGCACAUUGGACUGGGCAAAUACCACGACGUCCACCACUGCCCGAGGGUUGUAGUGUGUCACAGCUGAUAGCGUUGGGCUCGAGAAGAAAACGUUCCAAAGUCUAUUGGAUGUUGGCCAAAUCGGAGCAGGAAGUUAGUGAGUGGGUUGACGCCAUCACUAAGACGCUGCCUCCACCACCACAAAUCGAACUUGUUGUUGACAAGCCGCAUCUUAUGAAUGUCUUACGUCGACCUUUAGUUCGCAUUCGGCCGGCCACUACUUCGGAGGUUAAACAACGCAAGUCUUCGGCGCACAGAAGUAGCAGCACAUAUCCGACUUUAGCCCAUCAUCGUGCGUUCUAUGUACAGGAUCCGCUGGUAAAGAGUGACGCUGCCGUUGCUAUAUUGAGUAAAAAGCCCGAUUUGAAGCCAGCAUUGGCCUGUGCGCUACCUUGGGGACACGGUUGGGGCUGGGCCACUUUGCCGAAUGGUGUGUGGAGUGGCGGUCUCACUUGGUCGCAGUGUGAGGACACUUUUACCCUACACGCACUGCCCACCACGCACUGCACCAAUCUUGUGGACACGUCAUGCAGUGGCGCCGUCUAUCACACCGAUAUCGGCGGAUUCGAUUUUCAUUCGACCGGCGUAGAAGAUCUUGGCGGUGAAGACUUUGACUACGCAAUGGAUUGUGGAGAUUUCAUAUUUUAAGCCAUCAAAGCACGCAAAGGCGGUAAGCCCACACAAAGCAAUAACAGGUGCAGCAUAGAAAGAUCAGAAAAUUGAUAAAGUAUCAGUGAGAAAGAAACAUGAAAACAGAAAAACAGAAAAAGAAAAAAAAAAACAAAAACAAUUAACUGAAACAAUUAUAACCACCCCACCCUAGAAACGAGUGCACAGGCACUUGAACGCUUAUAAGUUAAUGAAUAAAAGUAAAAUUGAAAAAAAAAAA
Ceratitis capitata (Mediterranean fruit fly) is the source of this 1383-nucleotide messenger RNA. RefSeq lists its product as hypothetical. The record is from RefSeq and is a predicted model, not a curated record. Gene Ontology annotation, biological process: regulation of cell differentiation. Lineage: Eukaryota; Metazoa; Arthropoda; Insecta; Diptera; Tephritidae. The transcript has 8 exons. Gene Ontology annotation, cellular component: membrane. The coding region runs from base 204 to 1142 and encodes 312 amino acids.